This is a messenger RNA of Rhodofomes roseus, 1597 nucleotides long. RefSeq lists its product as uncharacterized. Bases 129 to 1502 code for a protein of 457 amino acids. Lineage: Eukaryota; Fungi; Basidiomycota; Agaricomycetes; Polyporales; Fomitopsidaceae. The transcript is spliced from 6 exons. The record is from RefSeq and is a predicted model, not a curated record.
AGGACGGGUCCUCAAAUGCACGCGUCGGCCAGCGCACCGCGCGACUUUUCCCUGCUCCCUCUGUCGCCGCUGCCAUCAGCGCACUCGACGACGUGCAACAUUUCACUCACAACAUCCGACUCAAAUACAUGGACGACCAUGGGAGGCCGCCCGGAGCUCGCCGAGGGUCCUGGAAGCGCCGGGCGUCGGAGGUGGCGGGGCGGCUCGGCCUCCGGGCGGCGGAGACGGCGGCGGGCGGCGCGUACGGCGACGACUACGAGUCGAUCCUGGACGGGGUGGAAUCACUGCGUCGGGGCUACGGAAGAGCACUUCUGCUCUUUUUCUAUUCCUCACCUAACUUCGCCAUGGCAGACACAGCCAGCAUCGCAUCCCACACCUCGCGCUCGUCAGGCUCGACCGCACGCUCGACCGACCGCUCGGUCUCCCGCGGCCGUGAAUUUUACUCUUCCGGGCGCGGCGGAGUGGGCAACAUCAGGCGUGCAUCCAAAGAUGACCUCACUCGUCCGCCCGCCAGCCCCUCCUCACCUACUGGCAGGCCCGACCACGACGACCUCUCCUUGACUCGCGGGCGCGAGCCCCCAGCCAUCAACCCCGACUCGGCCAAGUCUACCGGGCGCGGUGGUGCUGGGAACAUCCGCUCCACGUCCAUCGCGCGCGCCGCGAACCAUCUCUCGGGCGACGGCCAGCACUCGUUCACCGCCUCGCUCGUCACCGACCAGGCAGAGGCCGCGGCGGAAUACGAGCGCAGGGUUGUCGCCGCCCGCCAAGAGGCUUCCCGCAACGCCCGCCGCACGUACGGCCGUGGCGGCGCAGGCAACGCAGCGGGGACGAAUCCAAAGUCACCCAAAACGUCCAAGAGCCGGUCGGGAUCGCGCUUCCGCUCGCGCUCGCGCUCCGCGUCCGUCGCGCCUGUGCACUCGUCCGGCCGCGGCGGCGCGGGGAACCUGUACCCCGGCUCGCCGGAGGACGCGGAGAGGAUCGGCGCGCUCGAUGAUGUGGAGAUGGGUCGUGCGCGCGCGACCAGCCCCGAGGGCAGGCACUCGACCGGCCGCGGCGGCCUUGCAAACAUCACAGCGAUGAGCUCCCCUCCGCCCGACUCGCCCUCAAGCCCGCUCUCUCCCCACCACGCCGAGUCCACGGGGCGCGGCGGCGUCGGCAACAUCUUCCGCUCGCGCUCGCGCAGCGCGUCCAAGGACCGGUCCUCGCAGUCCGAGGGGCUCAAGAAGAUCUGGAAGAAGGUCAGCCGGAGCCGGAGCCGCGCGCCGGGUGUCUCCCCCGCGCGGAACGAGGACGACGGCGUGGUCGACCUGGACAUCCGGGGCGCGAGGGGGAUCGAGCGCGCGUCGAUGGAGAGCGGGAUCGGGUCCGUGCACAGCGGGGGCGAGCUCUCCGCGAUCUCGUCGCGCAGCGGGGAGCAGACGCUGCACGGGUCGACUGGGGGCGGCGGGCACGAGCAUCGUGAAGGAGAGGGUGGCGGGGACGGCGGGGAGCGGCGCGAAUGACUCGCGAGCCGGCAGAUAGGGCCCUCGGGGCUGUCUGCGCAGGCGCUGCGCCAGAGACGGGUGGGCACGCCGCUCACGCUCGACGUCAAGCACCU